This is a messenger RNA of Aspergillus heteromorphus CBS 117.55, 2090 nucleotides long. It is a transcript of the gene ugd2, whose product is annotated as putative UDP-glucose dehydrogenase Ugd1. The record is from RefSeq and is a predicted model, not a curated record. NCBI's taxonomy places the organism in Eukaryota, Fungi, Ascomycota, Eurotiomycetes, Eurotiales, Aspergillaceae. The coding region runs from base 385 to 2001 and encodes 538 amino acids. Gene Ontology annotation, cellular component: nucleus; cytosol. Gene Ontology annotation, molecular function: NAD binding; UDP-glucose 6-dehydrogenase activity. Gene Ontology annotation, biological process: polysaccharide biosynthetic process; glycosaminoglycan biosynthetic process. The transcript is spliced from 5 exons.
CCAUGCUGCAUCCCUCAAACACCUCUGCCGAAUGCACUCUGAUGCUAAAUGUGCUAAGUAACUGAUCUUCCGGCUCCGCUGUCCCAAUCACAAGCGACGAAGUCAAAUGUCCAUCAUCCCAGGGUGGGUUCUCUGAUUGUGCCACGAGCACUUCCACGUCGAUGAAUCAAAGUCAGGCCCAAUCGCAGAGCGCAAGUCCAUCGGAGGAUUGUUAGAGCAAUGAUGGCUCAUGAUGAUGUGGCUGGUUGCGACCAGACCGCCCUUUGACUAUAACCGGCCCAAACACCCUCCACCCCCCACCCAUCGUUAAACUUGUGAACGGCUGUCCCGGCCAGUGCUCAAGGGGGAGGGUGGCCAGUUUGUCCCGUGUGUGGGUGUACCGUCAUGAUGCCGUUCAUACCACUUCUCUUCGUCCUGGCCGGCCUUACUUUGUUUUUCUCCCGGCGUCGGUAUAGGGCCAUUGGAAAUGCAGAGCCCUUCGUCGUUGUCAAGGGUCACACAUACUCCGACAGUGUGGAGGAGACGGUGGCCCAGCCUCUAGCGAGCACGAAGAUUGAAUCUGUUCGGAGUGCUUGCAUCAUUGGGGCUGGAUAUGUGGGUGCAUUAACGGCGAUUGUACUUGCCUCGCAGAACCCCCAUAUCCAGUUCUGUGUGCUUGACGGGGACGAGAGUCUUAUUGCGGCUUGGAAUUCCGAUCGACUGCCCGUGUUUGAGCCAGGACUAGAAGCGAUGCUCUUCGAAGAACCGUCUGGGUUUGCUCAAGAUGCGCCAGCUACUUCAGAGCAAUCGAUGGAUUUGAACAGCAUUCAGCCUCGGAAACGAAAAUUGGCAAAUCUCACGUUCUCAACAAACGUCCACGCGGGUGUGGUAGCAGCAGAUCUGAUAUUCCUCUGCGCCGAAACACCUUCGACCAUAACUAAUGAUGGGGCAGAACACCUGGACCUGUCCCAGCUGGAAGCAGCCAUUCAGGUGAUCGCCCAGGUAUCAACUGGCCACAAGAUCAUCGCCCAAAAGAGCACAGCCCCAUGUGGAGUCGUUCAACGAAUAAAGAAAAUUCUGCGUAAAAACGCUUCUCCGUCAGCCUCGUUUGAUGUGUUAUCUAAUCCGGACUUCCUGGUCCCCGGUGCGGCUCUUCAUAACCUCCUUUACCCUCCCCGAGUCAUUAUCGGACAUAUCUUCUCCGAGGACAUGUCUCCAGAGGCUAUAACCGCACUCAAGCAAUUGUAUGUCCCCUGGGUCCCCGAGGAGCGCAUAAUCACCAUGGAUGCGUGGUCAUCAGAGCUAGGCAAGAUAGCUGCAAACGCCUUUCUUGCACAGCAGAUCAGCAGCCUUCACUCACUGAGCACUAUUUGCGAGUCUACCAAUGCCAACAUCGACUACAUCACCCAGAUCCUGGGGGUACCACAGCGUAUCGGCUUUGGUUUCGGCAGCUUGCACUUGCAAACCGAGGUAUCAUGUUUGAUCUACCUGGCGCAAGAGCUGGGGCUGCAACAAGUCGCUGAAUAUUGGAGGGCCACCAUUCGGAUGAACGAUUUUCACAAUCGGCGCAUUUCUCAACGGCUUGUGGCUCAGCUAUCGGGAGACUUGACAGAAACGAAAAUUGCGAUCCUGGGCUUCACCCCGAAGGAGGACAACAGCCUUCACUCCGUGGCACUGGGGCUGGUUCGAGACUUGACCAGCAAUGGAGUGCAAGUGAUAGUUCACGACCCUUUCAUCCCCCCCGAUCAGCUGGAGAGGACGCUACGUCUGAGAAACCCAUCUCUCGAGGGAAUCACUGCGGCAGAGUCGGUGGAGGCAGCAUGCAUGGGAUGUAGUGCUGUCGUUCUUCAUACGGACUGGGAGGUGUUUGGCCAUGAGAAAGUCCGGUGGCAGGGGAUCGCUAAUCAGAUGCAGGAGCCGAAGGUGCUCUUGGACCCUUGUGGUAUGUUCGAUCAGUUUAAGAUGCAGCAAUGGGGGUUCAAGAUGUUGCAAGUGGGCGUGAGACAGGCGGACAGCCAUUGAAGACUGGAGAUGAUUGUGAGUAGUAUUGAAGAAUGUUUACAAGCGCCAGGUUAUACGUAUUAGUUAUAUUAGCAUGGAAGGAGUUACUG